Bipolaris zeicola 26-R-13 is the source of this 696-nucleotide messenger RNA. RefSeq lists its product as uncharacterized. The record is from RefSeq and is a predicted model, not a curated record. Lineage: Eukaryota; Fungi; Ascomycota; Dothideomycetes; Pleosporales; Pleosporaceae. Gene Ontology annotation, molecular function: mannosyltransferase activity. Gene Ontology annotation, cellular component: endoplasmic reticulum membrane; mannosyltransferase complex. Bases 1 to 696 code for a protein of 231 amino acids. Gene Ontology annotation, biological process: GPI anchor biosynthetic process. The transcript is spliced from 3 exons.
AUGCGCCUCGUCGCCCGCCUGCUGCUCUGCACCGUCACACUGGCCUGGACGGUGAACGCAAACGUUGAGAAGACAAUAUUCCUCGGCCCCCGCGCUGCAGCCCUCUCCAAUGCUCUCCCCAGCAUAGACACGCUCGCUUCAAGCGCCCUGUCGCCCGCCAGUUCCAUUCUGCCCACCCGCAUUCCCAUCGAGUUUCCCACCGAGUCAGCGCCACGCGGUCUCGAGUCCUGGUACCUUGUCCGCCGCCUCGACCACGGACGCAGGUACGAAGUCCGCGUUUGCUGGCCAGCAACACAACCAGCCGACUUCUGGCUUGAUACCUACACCCUCGCCCACGUGCUCGAUACACCCGACCUCAAGGCGUCACUCGUCCACUACAGUCAACAGAAUCAACUCGACGGCCACAAAGAUACUGGCGCGGCAGACUUCGAUGUUCACGAAUCGGCUCUGCUGCUACGUCUCCAGGCUGCAGCCUCCUACUAUUCGACUAAUCGCACACUGAUGCUCCAUCCGCCUCCGGUAGACGUGGAUAUCAUUCUCGAUCCCUUCCUACUGAACGUCUUCCCUCAGUCACUCGUCCCUGCCGCUAUAUACAUCACUUUGGUCGCCGUGUUUGCCUACCUCCUUUCUGGUUACAUAUACCGUUGGCUACUCUCUGUCGCCGCUGAGCAGCCCAGUAAACCGCAUACCGAUUGA